AUGACCAAUCAUAAAUUAUACAUACAAGACGAAACAGUGGAUGUUACUUUAAUUUUAUUUAAAAAUGUAACAAAUUCAAAAGACGUUCUUGAAAUUUAUAAUAAACUAAGUGCUGAUAUAUCAUCAUCUGAUCACCAAAAUAAAUUCUUUCUUAUUUUGGAUAGUCAACUGGUUUUUAAUGAAGAUCAUAUAUUACAUAGUAUUUAUAGAGGAUAUCAUAAUUUUAAGACAAAAAAAAAGAUAACCAAAAAUAUAAUAUUGGAAAUUUUUUUUCUAUUAUCAUCUCAUGAGAAUAUCAAUGAAUGCAUAAAUCAGUACAAGAUGAAUGAAAAUUCUACCUCCAUAAUUUAUGUGGGUGUUAAUAUGCCAACUGAUCAGAUUUUAGAAGUUACCAAACUAAUUCAAGGGGAAAGUACAAAUUUCGAUGAAAUAUCUUCUUUGCAUUGUGAAAAAAAAAUAUUAGAACAUUUUAACACAGACAUAAAUAAUAUAGAUAGAUUUAUUUAUCAUAAUAUUGCAUCAAAGAAGAUUUCUCUUAACUGA
This is a messenger RNA of Plasmodium yoelii, 543 nucleotides long. Its product is annotated as EKC/KEOPS complex subunit CGI121, putative. The coding region runs from base 1 to 543 and encodes 180 amino acids. Gene Ontology annotation, biological process: tRNA threonylcarbamoyladenosine modification; telomere maintenance via recombination. The transcript is spliced from 4 exons. Lineage: Eukaryota; Apicomplexa; Aconoidasida; Haemosporida; Plasmodiidae. The record is from RefSeq and is a predicted model, not a curated record. Gene Ontology annotation, cellular component: cytosol; nucleus; EKC/KEOPS complex.